AAACUAUUGGCCGGUGAUAACCAUGUUUCCUUGAUUUUCAGACCGACCAUCAGAAGAGCGACAAGUUGGAUUCUGUGUCACGCUAGGCCAUAUCUAUCGUCAUUGUUUUCAAAGAGAGAGAGGCGGGAUUUUAAAAUAGGCAACCUGGUGAUUGGUCGCUCUUUGCCGGCGCUUGCAUGAAGUCACCCUUUUUUUUUUCACCGUAGAGUUGUAAUCUCCUUUAUGUCUUACCUGUGGCCUAUAAUCUGCCCCAGUUUUGUUCCGAAUAUAUGGAUGAGCACCACUAUAUCAUUCUCCGGUAAAGGAUGCCGGAUGUGGAGAAAUAACACAAAGUGGUAAUUACAGUACCGAUAUUCUAGCAUUGUUCUUGCCGAAAUAUCAUAGCCGUUAUUCUGUAGAAGUUGUUUUUUUAUGUAUGUGUGGUUGUUAUAACUUCAAAAAUAGUUUAUCUGUUAGCAUACGUGAAGUCCAGGUCCUGCCUAAGAUUGGAUCACGUGUUACGGAUUAAAGGGCUGGGGUAUAGCAACUGCUCAGUUGAACGCGCCAUGUAUGCAUGUAUAUGUCUAGGGUUUUGUUUAAAGUACACUCGCCGUCUAGCAGUCUGACUAAACUGGAAUUUAAAGUGUUGCCAAGUUUAUGUACGCCUCCACAUAUAAUCUGUAUUAACAGUGCGUUCAGCUAGGGUUUCUCACUCAAACCGGCAACUUUAUUGGCUGAUCGAUUGGGAUGAAACCGUCACUGACCUGCUAACCCAAGAAACGCUGGUAGAGCACAUGCACGUGCAUGACAUGAGUGCUCUCCUUAGUUAUUAGAGACCGUGCAGUACUUUAGUUUCAAAAUUUAGUAGAAAGGUAACAAGCUAUCAAAAGACGUUGCACGGUUUCAUGUGGUUUUAUAUAAUGAUUAAAACUAAAGCGUAGGAUCUGUGCUAGGACAAAUGACAGGCUUUAGACGUGACAAAUCUUUAUAGAAUCUAUUUGUAAUCCACGAUAUGCUAAAAUGUACGUAUUAUCGUCUCAGUUUUUUGCUGUUUAAAUACUAUUUCUCCUCAGUUUUCGGUGAUUUUUUGUCGAUUUUUGCGUUAGCUGGUGCUCGUGAAAUAUAUUAAAUUACCUGCGGUGAUUUGUAUCAUUAAAGUCACGUGAUAUUAAAGCAUGGAAAGCAUCAUCACGAAGAAAGAACACCCGAAGCUGUGUGUUACGACGUUGUUAUAUGGUCCAUCAAGUAGCGGCGGUUCAACACCGACCUGGCUCCAUUCGCCUCUACCAGUACCAGGUGGAAUUACCAGUCCUUUACCACAGACCAAUGGCAUAGGGACAUCAAACUUUGCAGUGACUACAGCAGGGAUGAACAUAGGUGUUACAAAUAGCCUUUCACAUCCAAGCUUUCCUGGAAUCCUUGCCAAUAACUUUGUUUUGCAAACUAAUUCUCUACAACAACAGAACAGUUAUCCACCAAAUCAUCCACUUAGUGGAUCCAAGCACCUUUGCUCCAUAUGUGGUGACAGAGCCUCAGGCAAGCAUUAUGGAGUAUACAGCUGUGAAGGCUGCAAGGGCUUCUUUAAGAGAACAGUCCGUAAAGACUUGACAUAUGCUUGUCGAGAAGAAAAGAACUGUAUUGUUGACAAACGUCAAAGAAAUCGUUGUCAGUAUUGUCGCUAUCAAAAAUGUCUAAUAAUGGGAAUGAAAAGAGAAGCAGUUCAAGAAGAGCGGCACAGAAUGAAAGAAAAAAAUGAAAAUGAAGUGGAAAGUACCUGUAACUCUCCACCUGACAUGCCCAUAGAACAAAUCCUUGAAGCAGAGAAUUGUGUUGAAUCUAAAAAUGAAGAAAUAGACAUGAGCGAGCCCAUAGCCAACAUCUGUAAAGCUGCAGAUUGUCAAUUACACCAGCUGGUACAGUGGGCGAAACACAUUCCUCAUUUUACUGAAUUACCUAUGGAAGAUCAGAUUGUCUUACUUAAAGCAGGCUGGAAUGAGCUAUUGAUUGCAGCCUUUUCUCAUCGGUCUAUUUCUGUAAAAGAUGGGAUUGUUUUGGCAACAGGGCUUGUAGUACAGAGAAAUAGUGCUCACAGUGCAGGAAUGGGAGCAAUCUUUGACAGGGUACUUACUGAAUUGGUUGCCAAAAUGCGAGAAAUGAAAAUGGACAAAACUGAGCUAGGAUGUUUAAGAGCAAUUGUUUUGUUUAAUCCAGAAGCCAAAAAGCUAAAAUUGGUACAGCAGGUAGAAGCUCUAAGAGAAAAAGUAUAUGCAGCUCUUGAAGAAUACUGCAAGCAAUCAUAUGCUGAUCAGCAGGGUCGCUUUGCAAAGCUACUGCUUCGACUCCCUGCUCUCAGAAGUAUUGGUCUGACUUGCCUUGAACACUUAUUUUUCUAUAGACUUAUUAAUGAUACACCAAUUGAUAACUUUCUUCUGUCAAUGUUGGAAACCACAAGUGAUACCUGAUCCUGUAUUUGCCUUGAAAGGUUGCUGAGAGAAGUUGUUGUUUCAGUCUCCUUUUUUUUCACCAGCCAUUUGUUUUUCAUCUGCAUUUUUCUUAGAAUCAUUAUGGUUCCAGCUGUGAUUGUAAUCAAAAUACUCUUGUUGUUUGCAGUAGUGCUCACUCUUUUAACCUAUUAAAGAUGUGGUUUGUUGUAUAAUUUAUAACAUAAUCUACUGGUUAAUUUUUUGAUACCAUAUAAACUUAUUAAAGAUAUAGUUGUAUCAAAAGAGUGGAAUUUUCUGCAAAAAUAUGAACUUUUGACAAUGUUUUCUAGCAAGAUGGUGAGGCCUCUUAGUAUAGAGAAAUAAACAGGGAAAAGAGAGUUAUUUUGAUAAAGUUAUUUUAUUGAAGAAAUUUUAUUGCUGGUUGACUUAUAGUAUUAAGUUCUGUUUGUUUAUUAAAGGUGUUUUAUAAGAAAAGUAUGUUUAGUAUUGUACAAAUAGAAUAAGAGACUGGUGAAAAUUAAAUUUUAAAUAACGAAGUUAAAGUUUUUCCACACAAGAGCAUAUGCAUAAAUGAUAUUCUACAGUGGUUAUUUUAUAAAAGUGUUACGAGUUCCAUGAAUUCAAAAAUUAGUCAUUGUUUUUUGCAAUAAUUCUUUUAAACAAAGAAUGAUUGCAUACAAUUUGUUUUCCAGAAUGGUAUGAUUUCAAGUGAUAACAUAAUGUAAGAAAAUACAAAAGGAAAUGUGUGAGGAGUUUCAAAAGUGUAGAGGUUCAGAAGAUCUUAAUUUGGGGAUACAGUUGACAUAAAAGUUUUUGAUUGUACAAGUGUAUCUUUUAGCUUUAACAGAUGUUUGAAAAUUAGGUGAAUUAUUUUCAUACAAACAUAAUUGAUACCAAAUAUUUCUUUUUUUGUCACAAGUUUUAAAAAAUUAAUACAUUUCAUGUAAAACUUAAAAAAGAAAAACAUUUUUAGGUUGAUUAUAUAUUUGAUGUGCACUAUGUAUAGAGAUAAUUCUAUCAGAGAAGAGGGUACUGUACGUUUUAGGCCUGUAGAGUUGUUUUAAUAUUUCAUAGUUUACAGGACUAGCAAUAUGUUACAUAAGUAAAUUUAAUAAUAAACCAGGACAAACCCAAUAUGAUGUUUCAAGGUUAUUUUCUUGGUACAUUAAAGCCCCAGGGGUAAGGCUGAGAACACUGUUGUUCUUUUGCGAAUCCCUUGCAGUUUUAAAUGUUUUUGGGGGUUAGUGUCUGUUAAUUAAGCAUGUGUCAAGUACUGGAGAAUGGGGGGUUGUUGAAUAAGUUCUUAACUGUUUAAUCACUUCAGUAGUCUUGCUACUGUGUUGUUAAAAGAAUAAUUUAAUACUGAACAUUGUGUUUAUAUCUUUGUAGCUUAUGUCAAAGUGUUAACAAGACAAUUAUAAGUAGGGUAUAUUUAUAUGGGUACAUUUUCCUUUAUUAAAACAUUAUAUACAUAAAAAAAGAAGAGAUUUACCUAAGCAGCCAAAGUUUGACAAUCCUUUUUUAUUCCACAAAAAAAACAAAGGAUUUUUUCAACAAAAAGAAGCAGAAGAUUGAGGAGCAGCUAUCAUGCUGCAAAAAGCAGUAUCUUCUUAGGUAAAUCUAAUCUUUUUAUGUAUAUGUACAUAUAUUUAUAUAUAUAUGCUGUAAAUUGACUCACACAAAAUAUCAAAAUUUAAUUCACCUGUGAGGUGUGUGCAUUUAAAAAAAAUAGAAACAGUAAAUAGGUUUGAAAAUAUUUAGGUAGUUGCUGUAUAAGUUUUGUGUUUUUGUGAUUAAGAUCUCACUUGCAACUUAAGCUUGAUAAUAAUUUGUUGCUAUAUUUCAAGGAAUUUUUUAAUUUUGGGUACAAUGGUACCAAAAGUUGCUAAUAAUCAAAACUUGGAAUUUUGAUUAUUAUUAUUUUACAAGAUGAGAUUAAUUUUAUUAAUACUUGAUGUAUCACUAGUGACUUUUUUUUAAAAUAAAGACAUUAUCAGUUGCAGUUUUUUGUAAAGUCCUUAGACACAUCCCUCAAGUUUUCAUUAACUUUGUUUUAAACAGCAAUUCUCAAUCUUUGGUCUGAAAGAUCCUUUCAUGUGGUUUGUGGAAAGGUUGCAUAAUUAUGGAAAGGAAGUGGCAGCAUAGAUCUCAUUGUAGUAUGUUGAGAUAAAAGAAAUUCAGAUAGUCCACAAACAAAAAUAUUUCAGAACCAUUCUUUUUUGGUAGCUAAUAUCAAAUUUUUGUAGAUGAUUGCUUUUGAUUCAUUAGAUUUAAUUGAAAGAAUGAAGUAUAUCUAAAACUAUCAUUUCUGGUGUUGCAAAUUUGCAUUUCUGUUUCCCUUGGUGAAAAAUGAGUAAUUGAUAUUCUAAUUUUUAAAGUAACUUUUUUACUGUUAAACUUCUUACAUUUUUUUUAUGAUUAGAGAUUUGAUAAUUGAACAUUUUAGAAAAGCUCAAUUAUAGGAAUUCAACAAAAAGAGAAAUGUUAUAUUUUAUCUGUUUUAUACUACAAAUUCCACUGCAUGUGUCUUUCAGUCUUUGAGGAUUUCAUAGAAAUAAAAGGAGUAAACAUGAUUCUUUCAAUAAGGAACCCAACUAAUUCACAAUAUUAUAAGAUAAUUUUUAAACAAAAUCAGGCUUGUGUAUCUUUAUGAAACAAAUUGUCAAAUGAUGUCCUAAUAUUAGUUGUUUCAAAUUUUUUGCAUAUGUCAGUUUUACAUAAAACUGUAAUAUUCUACAAAAUUCAAAUUAGUCUUCACUUUACCAGGCACAUGAUAUCCCCCAGUAUUCAUAUCUGUCUCCACUUUACCAGGCACAUGAUAUCCCCCAGUAUUCAUAUCUGUCUCCACUUUACCAGGCAUUUACCA
Messenger RNA from Limulus polyphemus (Atlantic horseshoe crab), 5289 nucleotides. Its product is annotated as retinoic acid receptor RXR-alpha-A-like. The record is from RefSeq and is a predicted model, not a curated record. Gene Ontology annotation, molecular function: nuclear steroid receptor activity; RNA polymerase II cis-regulatory region sequence-specific DNA binding; nuclear receptor activity. The transcript has 8 exons. NCBI's taxonomy places the organism in Eukaryota, Metazoa, Arthropoda, Merostomata, Xiphosura, Limulidae. Gene Ontology annotation, cellular component: activator ecdysone receptor complex; nucleus. Gene Ontology annotation, biological process: anatomical structure development; positive regulation of transcription by RNA polymerase II; cell differentiation. Bases 1155 to 2441 code for a protein of 428 amino acids.